Parus major (Great Tit) is the source of this 8006-nucleotide messenger RNA. RefSeq names its product popeye domain containing 3 (gene POPDC3). NCBI's taxonomy places the organism in Eukaryota, Metazoa, Chordata, Aves, Passeriformes, Paridae. Gene Ontology annotation, molecular function: cAMP binding. The record is from RefSeq and is a predicted model, not a curated record. Gene Ontology annotation, cellular component: sarcolemma.
GGGGACGCCUCCGGCACCGCCGCGCUCCGGGACAGCCGCGCCGGGGCUGGAGCGGCGGUCCAGGGAGGGCUGCCCGCCCCGAGGAUUCGGCGGCGCCCUGAGAGAGGGUUACAAGGGGUCACUGUCCCGGGAGGGAAGCCCUCCCUCCCUGCGUGCCCGGCGGGGGUAACCGGAGCUCCCGAGUCAGCCCUGCCUGGAAGUUGGAGAGCUCUGCCGUGUCCCCUCUAGAGAGGAGCGCGACACGCUGCCCAGCGCUUCUCCUCGCCAGGGCUCUGUCUGAAGUGGAGCCCUUGGUUGUGUGUCUCGGGUUAGGAUUUGUACCUUAGGACAGCGGGGUUUCUGGUUCUGCCCCGGUGCUGCCGGCUCACUGACAGAAGAGCUGGCUCGAGGAGUAUCUAUCUCUGCUGUGACAAAACCACCUCGGUAUCCGGGGAUUUCUUCCUCCGGCUGGGGGUUUGCCUCCUAGGCUGGCAUUAUUUGAUUCUUCUCCCUCUCCAUCAACUAAUGAUCAGAUGAAGCUACAGAUGACAUGACCAAAGUCAAAACAAUGCAUGAACUGAUGAGAAACAGCACUGAGAACAUUAGCUGCUUAGUUGCUGAAAAUCCUAAGUGCAACUUCACUACCAAAAGAGACCCUGAUGUUAUGUGGUCAUUGAGCAGAGUUUGCAAGAAUGGAAAACCAAAGGAAAACCAAAACUAGCUGCAUCUCCUAAAUAAAAAUUUUCAAGACUCAGCUAAAUCAAGAAACUAUUCCAGCCAUGGGAGAAAAUGCAAGUUUUUGGGAAAGUUUGAUAUAUGCACAUCCUACAUGUACCACCUGGAAGCAAGAGGCAGAGGGAUCUAUCUACCACCUAUCCAGUAUUUUCUUUGUUGUGGGCUUCAUGGGUGGAAGUGGAUUCUUUGGCCUCCUCUACGUCUUCAGCUUGCUUGGACUGGGCUUUCUCUGCUCUUCUGUUUGGGCUUGGCUGGAUGUGUGUGCUGCUGAUAUAUUCUCCUGGAAUUUUGUACUGUUUGCUAUAUGCUUCGUCCAGUUCGUUUAUGUUACCUACCAAGUCCGGAGUGUUGCCUUUGACAGAGAAUUCCAGGAACUCUACAGUGCUCUCUUCCAGCCUCUGGGAAUUUCCUUGACUGUGUACAGGAAGAUUGUCUUGUGCUGCGAUGCAGAAGUGAUUACCCUGGAGAAGGAACAUUGUUACGCCAUGCAGGGCAAAACACCUAUUGACAAACUGUCCUUGCUUGUGUCAGGCAGGAUCAGAGUGACAGUUGAUGGGGAGUUUCUGCAUUAUAUUUUUCCUCUUCAAUUUCUGGACUCUCCUGAAUGGGAUUCACUGAGGCCCACAGAAGAGGGAAUUUUUCAGGUAACACUUACAGCAGAGACAGAUUGUCGGUACGUGGCCUGGAGGAGAAAGAAGCUCUACCUGCUGUUCGCUAAACACCGCUUCAUCUCCCGCCUGUUCUCAAUUUUAAUUGGGAGCGACAUUGCUGAAAAACUGUAUGCCCUGAACGACAGGGUGCACGUGGGGCAAGGCUUUAGGUACGACAUCCGCCUGCCCAACUUCUACCACGUGGCACUGCCAGAGACCCCUCCCGUGAGCCCUCCCACCGCUCCCACCACCUCCAGCGAGGGUCCCCCCUGCGCAAGCCCACGGCGGGCCUUACAAACUGCGGCUCCUUCCUCGCACCCUCCUAGGAAGGAAAGUUCUGCUGCAGCCAUUCCUCGAAGCGAUGAAGGGAAAUGGAAGGUGGCAAAGCAGAAGAGCAGUGAGACAAAAGCAGAUGAAGCCAAAUUUGACUGACAAGUGCCAUUUAUGCUAAUUGGAGUAGGCUGAAUUCUCUAUCUCAGAGCCAGCAGGUUGGCUUCUGCAUUUUGACCGUCUGCACAAUAUGUUUACUUAUCAUCGAUACUCCUGUCGAUCUUCAUCUCUUUUGUUUUGGAGGAGAACAAAUCAUAACAGUCUGAGGUCUUGCAAUUGUGGUGGCCUCUGUGGUGAUGUGUUGUUUUAUUGUUUGUUUGGUUUUCUUAAAGCAAGCCCAUGGUAUUUGUAGUUGUAUUUUCCCCCAACAAUUUUGUCACAGUGAAGUAUAGUCAGAACAGUCAAUGAAAACAGGUAAGUUGUAUUCAAAACAUAGCAACUGGCUUAUAGUGUUCUUUUUUAUGCCAUGUGAACAUUCUCUCAAUUUACAUGAAUAAUGUUGCAGAAAAAAAGACUAAGGAACGAUCGCAUAGGGCUUGUUUCUUAAAGAAAUGAAAGAUUUUGAAAUGCACAGCAAGAUUGUUAAAAACCCAAACAAAACAAAACAACAAAUUCUGUCCCGUGAGUAAUUGGUUUCUCUCUGACUGUCCUUAAGAGGUAUUACAUGAAAACCUAAGUGUCAUUGCUGGCAUUAGAAAAAUAAAAGAGCUGUAACUGCUGCAAAUGCAGCUUAGGAAAAUGGUUGUGUAGCAUUUUUGAUAGAAUGUGAUGCUAUAGCACCUGGGCUUCUGCUCUGUCAGUUCCCCUCAUGACAUGUACAAUAAAUAAUGUUAGUCAAGCUACUGCCAAACCAUUGGAGUUUGUUGUAUAAUAUUCUUCUUAGCUAUGUUUGUUGGGAAGAGGCUAAAACAGCUGCAGCAAUAAAUACAAUUUUUAACUGACACAUUCUUGUUUAGCUUCCAGAGUCACUUUUCUGUGCCUAUGAAAUUCUUGAUUGAAAAGAUAUUCUCUCCCUAGUUCUGUGGUGUUUUAAUGACCUGAAGGGAGCCUCAGAUCACACUUCAAUAGUAGAGAGUUGGUUUCAACCCUCGGGGUCACUGUGCCUUUGAAUGUCUUUGCUAACUCACCUUCCUGCUGCUCUGCUUGAUGCCUGCCAGUAAUCAAAAAGUAAGAAGCAUUACUAUUUUAUGAGAAUGGAUUGUUGCUUGAUAUGUCUGGAAGUAGAUAAUAUUUUUAAUAUUUUAAAAUUGCUGGCUUGCUUGGUAGGAUGACCCUUGUGUGCUUCUCUAUGUGUGGGUAUACCUGUAAGUUUAGAUCAUUUGAGUUGUUUCUGGAGGACUGAAAAUGAUGAUACAAUCUUACACUUGAAGGAUAAUCAUGCAGUAUGUAUAAAAAAGCUAUUAGGAGUGAUGUGAAACACUGCCUGUUUGGAGGACAUUUCGAGUAAAGCAGGUAAGAUUGUACAGGUUUUGCUUUUAGCUUUAUGUUGCGUCCUCAGAGGGGAAAGUCAGCCAAACAUAAAUACCCCAGCAUACAAUGUGAUAAUCCCCAAAUCAUUCUCAUAACCCUUCCAUGCAAUGUGUUCUGUAUGUGCUGCUUAGUUCAUGAAGUCCCUGAGUCACAAGAGUCAAAAGAGAAUUGGAAAAAAUGCAAGAAGUUCACUGAUGACUUUUAAAGAUCUGUUCAGAUGGUAACUAUGGCACAAAGUGCCAGAGGCUGGCAGCAUGUAGUAAGGGGGUACAUUCUGUGUAACAGUCUAUAAACAUAAAAAUAUUUCAAAUGCAUAAAAGAGAUCUUUUUCUAGACUUAGGUGUAAUAUAAAUAAUUGAUUAUUGUUCUCCAUGGUUUUCUUGAAUAUUUGGGUUUGGCCUAUUUAUUCAAGAAAACUUGUCUUUACUACAUUCUGACCCUACUAAAGUUAAUUAGCUUGAUCAUCUUCACCUUAAAAUAAGACCAAGGAGUCUUACUCACCCAAUUUCUAUAUCAAGCUUAUAUAUGCUAUUUAAGCAGUAGCAUACUACUUAGAAAGAUACUGGGGAAUGAUGGGUGCUUUGAUAAUUUUUUCUUCUUUGUGACUGUUUUCAAACCAGCCUUGGUUUCUGUCACACACUUUCCAAACACAAGCCUCUCUGAUGCUUUUCUCUGCUGGAAUUGGUUACUGUCAGAAAUCUCUACCAGGACAUGUCUGAGUCAAUAUCUGAACAUACUCUUAGCUAAUCUUGUUUAGGUGUUGCUACUGUGCUUUCUGGGCUUUGAGUCAUUUUUUAAAAAUUGUUUCUAGUUUUCCAGCAUCUGUUUGAGACAUGACUAGCAGAACAUUUCAGCUGUAAAAUUCAGCUGAAUUCAAUAAUACAAGUACACACAAAAGGCCCAGAAGCAAGAGAGAAGUUCUCUCUGCUUCUGUUUUUAUUUUAAUCUGGACAGUACUUCUAAAACAUACAGUGAAAUACACUCUGGUAUGGGAUUCAUAAACCAGUGUUUUGGGAGGGCUGUAUAAUCUGCCUAAGCGAAGUCAUACUCAGAAUAAUGUCAGAGAAAUUAGGCGAUUUUUGUGUGCUCAUAAACACCCAGUCAUUAGAGAGUUUGGGUUGCUCAGCCUAGAGAAGAUAAGGCUCCAGGGGACAUUAAAUUGCAGCCAUUCAAUACCUAAAGGGGCCUGCAAGAAAGAUGAGGACAGACUUUUUAUAGCAGGGCCUCUUGUGAUAGGACAAAGGGUAAUGACUUUAAAUUCAAGGAUAUAUUUAGAUGUAAGGAGGAAUUUUAUUAUUAUGAGUGUGAUGAAACACUGAAACAGGCUGUCCAGAGAGAGGGCGGAUGCCUGGUCCUUGGGAACAUUCAAAUCAGAUGGAGCUCUGGACAACUUGGUCUGUUUGAAGAUAUUCCCACUUAUUCAAGGGGCUUGGGCAAGAUGUCCUUUAAACGUCCUUUCCAACCCAACCAUUUUAUUUUACAAAUGAUUAUUUGUAGGUUAAUGAACAUUUGGAGCUAGAUGAAGUUCGGACUUGAGCUUUUUCCAAUUUGUGCCAGUGUUACUACUCAGAAAUAACUGUUAGUGAGGGAACAGAUUCCUUCAUAACUGGUUUAAACAAGAGGAUACUUGAGUCCAUGCAGCUAUCAAUGAGUCCUUUUCUUGAUCCUGCAGUGGUCCUCCUUUACUCACAUUUUACAUUUUUACCAGUUCCAUAACCUUCUGUGGAGUUAUGUCUACAUUUAUAUGGUGCUGUAGGUAAGAGUGUCAGAAUCUGCGCACAUGAUGAUGUGGUCGUUCAUCAGCUGAUUUUCCUAAGUUUUUAUAGUUAUAUGGACAUCAUAUUGGAAUUGCCCUUACAGCCUCCAGAAGGGUUCAAAUUUGCAGCACAAGGUAAGAAACUGUAUGGCCUAGGACAGUCCAAAACAGAGGGGGAGGAAGAGAGAACUAAAUUUCAUACAAUUUUUAUCCAAGAGACAUUUAUUUCAAAUUUGAUUUCUGGCAAAUGAAUUGGUUAAGUGCAGCAAUAUGUAGUUAGAGCUUCAAAGCAAGUCUUGCCUACUUAGGGCCAUGGGACUGACCUUGCAAUUCUUUCAUUAUGUGGUAUUUUCUUAGCUACUAAUAGUGUAAGUAGAGGUAACAUGUUCCAUCAUGCAACUCCACUCAAAACUACAGAAACUCUGGAAUAACCAGAGGAUGCAUCCCAAUGAGCUGUUGUAGCUAAUACACCAUGCAAGGCAAAUUUUAAGUGCUUAAAGGAAAAGGUUAUUUUAUUAGUUACCUGUGAUAACAGAGGCUGGGCUUUGUGGCUGAGGAGGGCCAUCCAGGAUCUAUGUUUUCAAGAAUUAUUUUCCUUGCAACAAAGCAAAUUACACAUACUGAGAUAUGACCUCCCUAAACUAGGGAAGCUGAAUACAUGUUUGGAUGAUAUUGCACAGAUUUGCCAUACCACAAAAAAGACAUAUGCUUGUAGUAAUUAAAUAAUAUGUUGAUGCUACAUUUUCAGGGAAAAAAAAGUGCUCUACAGAUUUUGCUUCUUGCAAAUGAUAAAUAUAAGGCAUAUUUGGUCUCAAUGUACAUGAAAAAUUAAAACACAACAUUGUGUUAAAUGUUAACACAUGCAAGCCAUGUGUUAAAAGUGAAACAAAUCUGCAGCUCUUUAUAUAAAAGAAAACUAUUUAAAUAGGAAAGGAAAGAAUUAAUAUCUAUUUGUUGAAUUCAGACAUGACCAGAUUAAUAUUUCUCUUUCUGUUCCUGUAAUAAUUGAAUGCAUAUUUUUCCUCCCUAGCUGUUACUGCAUAACAGAUUUUUUUACUAUACAACAAAAUAAAUGCCAUAUUAAACUGCUUUGUUUAUCCCUCUUGAAAAUGCUUACUUUAUUUACAUCAAUAUGCAUUAACAUGUAAUAGGUUCAGGGUUUCUAAGGAACAACAUCUUUUCUUUCUGUUUGUCUAAUUCAUAUUAACUUUCCUUUCUUUUAGAUUUUUAUCCCAUCAGUUUCUACUUGCUGUAAUUCUGCUUCUGUGGGAAUCAAAAGAUGUGUUGAACUUGACAUGUAAAUGAAGCCACCUCAUGCUGAUGAAUCAAACCAUGUAGGUGGAGCUUCAUCAGCAAGAGUGUGUAGGAGAAAGGCAGCACAAGCAUGUCAUCACUUAGCUCUAGAUUUGGGGUCGUGUCCCAAACCAUGGCUAGCAGUGCCCUCCUAGAAAGUCACUAAGUAGAGAGUUCUGCCAGCAGAGGGUUUGGACCCAAACCAUCUUUCUUCAAGCUACAAAUGUUGUUAAACCUUGCUCUGGAGUGGAAAAAAAAUAAGGUGGGACUUUCCCAAAACCUUGUGAGAGCAGAAGGAUUUUAUAGAAAUUAUUCUUCUGAUGUGGAUUCACAGGCAAUAUUUUUUAAGUUGUCAGUUGAACUGCAGCUCCUAAUUUGAGGGAUUGGUGAUGUAUUGUAGGGAAAGGACUGUUUCACUACCUGAGCAGGAAAUGGUGAUAAAAGAUGGACACCAAGAACUAAGACAUCAAAGUCAUAUAAAUAAACAGCUGCAAUAAAAUAAUGGUGAUAAAUAACUAUUUCAGCAGCAAAUCCUAUUGUAUCCACUAGUAACUCUCCACCCAAACUUGUCUAAAUCUGGGGGAUGUUAUGCUUUUCUGUGAGUAAAAAGGACAUUAGUCCAAGAAAGACACUGAGGCAAAAAUCCUGUUUAAUGGAUAAAUUAUGUACCUAACCAUGUAAUUAUAUAGAAGUGGGCAGCACCAUCCCUUUCUAUAGAAAUUGCACAUCAUAGGCAAGCAUCAAAGCAUCUCAGAUCUGUGAAAGGAGGUGAGCAGGUUCCCAUCCCAUUCUGUGGGAUGAUCCCAAGCAGCCUGCAGGAGUCUGGGCUCAGUGGGGAUGAAGCACAUGUAUCUCUUUAAUAUUUCCCAUGUAUGGGUUUUAGGAAGAAUACAUGACAAGCUAGAUACCUAAUGCUGGGCUUAGACUUCCUAUGCCCAACUGUAGGACAUGGCUACAAGGGUGAGAUACUGGCAGGUAAAAUUUGGGAUGAGUUUAAAACACAUUAGGUAUGACCCUGUAUCUUCCCAGAUGCGUUCUCUUACACUGGAUAAAUGAUAAACAACUUAAUCCAUAACAGAAGUGAGGCAAGCCAGUUCACAUCUGCCAGGAUACCCAAGGAUGGGUAUCAGCAGUUCCUAUAAAGCAGCUGUUGUGCUGGAAUUCCUUGCUGUGCUUUGGUCAUCUAACUAUCUCACACUGAAAUUUUUAAAGCUUUCAUGGAAUCCAGCUGUAGUAGCUAUUCUACUUUACUAAGAGAUAAAAUAUUUUGAAUAGUUACUUUGAAUAUGAAGACUGUCCUGUUUUCAUUUACAGAAAUGUUGAGUAUCAAAUGAUACUUUCAAGCAGAUCUCACUAAUGAGGGGAAUGAAGUGCUUCUUAAAAACAGUCAGAUAUCCAGCACUCUGCUCUAUUUAUCACUGGGUCUCUAUUGUUUGAUUACAUAUUUUCAAAAAUACAGUGUUCUUACAGUAAAUAUGUUCAUUAUUUAAAGAAUUAAUGAGUAAGUAUUCAUAGAAAAAAUACAAAAAAUACUGAUACAUGAAACAUUUUUACAUUGGUUUUGAUUUUACAAACUAUUAGUAUCUUUUUGUUAACUAUAUUGGUUGCCCUUUUAGUUCUGAAAGUGCUUUUUACAGUGAUCCAUGUACUUCAGCUACAUACAAAAGCAAUAAUCACAUAUAUAUGUAUGUUUAUUGCAGUCUGUAUCCCUGCUUUUAACCCUAUAUAAUAGGGUUUUAUUGUUGUUUUUUUCUUUACAGAACAAAGUAGUAUAAUAAAAAUCAUUCAGAAGA